AUGGUUAUGAGAAUUAAAGAAAAGCUUUUUCAAUUAAUUAAUGAAAUGAAUCUUAAUGAUAAAGCCCUUGUGCUUACUACAAAUAAUGAUGCAAAAAUGAUUAGAUGUGGUAAUCUUAUGUUAUACAAAUUAGAAGAAACUUGUGAACAUUGUGAUUUUCAUCACUAUAGAUGUGCUGUUCAUAUUUUAAAUUUAGCAGUAAAUCAUGGAAUGGUACUAAGAGCUCCUAUUAUUGAUAAAGUAAGAAACACAUUUUUAAUGUUGGAAAAAUUUAAACAUAUGCACGAAGAACUUAAUUAUCCUAUGUAUAAAGCAACUAAAAUGCUAUCAUCUUCAUCAUACCCAACUGUUAGUGAUAUUUGGUUAACUUUCAUAGGAAUUUUUCGACACAUUGAGUUAUAUAUAGAAAAUCAAAAUCAUUCAAUUGAAAAAUGUAUGAUGGCAGAUUCUAUAUGUAAAAAACUAGAAGAUUAUUGGACAAUUAUAGAUAAAUCUACUAUUAUUUCAACUUUGUUAGAUCCUUGUUCAAAAUUACUCACUUUUUCAAUAGAAGAAAAAAGAAAUCAAGCUAUUAAUAUGCUUUGUUCUAAAAUGAAUAAUUAUACAUCAAAAUUAAAUAACUCAAAUUCUAAAAAUAAUAUUUUAAAAUCUUCUAGUACUAGAUUAUUUUUUGAAAAUUUAAUUACACAACAAAAUAAUCAAGUUAAUCAAGCUCAACCUUGA
Messenger RNA from Entrophospora sp. SA101, 723 nucleotides. The record is from the annotation of a GenBank genome assembly. Lineage: Eukaryota; Fungi; Glomeromycota; Glomeromycetes; Entrophosporales; Entrophosporaceae.